GAUACGUUACCCACACUUUUUUUAUAUGAAACUGUCAUUUAUCAACAUAACCUAACUAAUUCUGUAUUUUUUGAAAAUGUUCUCAUCUAAAUUAUUACAAAAAAAUAUAAUAAAUACAAAAACCGUCAAUUGCAAUUUUCAUUUAACGAGUCAAAUAAAUGAAAUACAAAAAUUGACAAGACUACGGGUAGUAGAUAAUAGUGAGAUUGGAAAACAAGCGAUGGCAGAAGGAAAACCCCCUAGAUGUAUUCAUGUGUAUAACAAAACUGGUGUGGGAAAAAUAGGAGACCAAGUAUUAGUGGCUAUUAAAGGUGAAAAGAAAAAAGGAAUCUUAGUGGGAUUGAAACAAAAUCAAAAUCCGAAAGUACCAAAAUUUGAUAGCAACAAUCUUGUAUUAAUUGACGAUAAUGGCACUCCAUUAGGUACUAGAAUACAUGUACCUAUACCAACUAUUCUUAGAAGCAUUUUAAAAGCGAAGACACACGCUAAAGGUGCUGAUUACACAAAAUUGUUGGGAAUUGCCUCAAAAUUUGUUUGACUAGAUUUAAUUUGUAGCCAAUUUUAAGACAAUAAAAUUUCGUGUUCAUUCUUUACUGUCUUCCAAAUCUUUUCUAUGGCAACUUGUUCUCUAGAUUUUACUGCUUAAUUUGUAGUAUUUCAGGUAGUCUCUAGGUCUUCUUAUAGUAGCUUCUUCAGUGGAUAUGGUAAUUACAUUUUUUCAAUCUGCUGCAAAUAUACAGUUUGUAUCUUUGAAGAGUUUUGAUUGGUAGAAAAUGAAACACAAACAUUUACAGCUCAGUAUUUUUAUUGAAAUAUUCAGAAUUGUACAAGCAACACAACAUAACUAUAAUAAAAGCACAUACCUAACUGUGCAGUGAAUUAAUCUGACCAGACCACAAAGACUAUUAAUAGUUAUUGUAUCACAUUAACAGAACUAGUGAAAAGUAUACACAUAUUUACAAAUUAGACACAACACCUGAAAGUGUUCAGAGCCAUAUGUUUAAAUAAUAAUAUGUAUCAAUAUAGCUGAUAUAAUAAUAAAUAUUCUUUCAAAUAAACAAAAUAAAGGUAGAUAUAUUUUUAAAACGCAAAAGUUGAUCAUUUGAAGAUAAUAACUGCUUUCUAUUUAUGUUUAAGUGAACUGAAACACUCAGUUAUGUAUGCUAUAAUCAAAUAAUGACGUCACUGUUUUCAUUAAUAUAGUAUUGUGUAUUUAUUUGCUUAUUUUGAUGACAAAAUCUGACAACGUGAUGUCCUACAGACCUAAUAACGUUAUUAGGUCUGUGGUUAUGUCUCACUUGUGAAGCUGAAAAGGAACGUGCACUGAACUGAGUUACGACGUUACAAGUGAGAAUAAUCUGAGUUGGGAUGGGAAACAGCUAAUAACUUUUAUUGGAUCGUUAGAAGAAAUAUUUCAAUAUUGUUUAUGUUUUAUAUAUAGACAUUUGCCUUAAUAUGAAUUUCACUAAUUUUGCGAGUAUAUAGAGUGAUACAAAAACAUCAAGCAGUCCAUAAAAAUUCAUUAUAUCUAUCCCAAUACAUAUCGUAAAGGAAUUUUAAUUCUAUUCUGAGCCUACCAUAGUAACGAAUUUUUCCGGUUUAUAAAUUUAUAUUAAUGAGAUGGCAGUGUUAAAUUAUAAGCUUCCGUAAAACAACUGGUGUUGUUCAAAACUUAUUUGCCGCAAAUACUUGCGAGUCAUGAUUAGUUAUCGAAUUUCUUACUAAGACUGAAGUUCCAUUUUUGUAUUUCUGGAUUAUAUUUAUUAUUUUCGAAAAAAAUUAAUCCGAAGAAAAUGAAAUCAUAAAAUGAACACACAAAAACAAUCUAGAAUACACUUCCUUAUAUUUAUAAUAUAAUUAAUAGACUCAGAAUAAAAAUAGGUUUGGACUUCGCUUACACAGCUUAGUUUUAAAAACGAUUAGGAUCAUAGUAGAGGCCAUUCGACUUACAGGUUACUCCGGAAUAGCAUAGUAAAAUAUUAAUAUUAUCAAUUCAUAUAAAUACAAUCACAGUAACAAAUGGAAUCAUUAAAAGAUAAAUAAUCCUGAUUUAGUGAGUGGUAUUUCAUUGGUAUAUUUUUUAAAAGAUAUUUUAAGGAUAUUUUUGAUUUUUGAGGCUCUUUACUUUUAAAUGUUUUUGCUGUUUAGUCAAGGACAUAAAUGUCGAUUAAAAAAUGCCAAUCACAAUCAUGAAAUAAAAAAAUAUUUAUAAACAUAACAAUAAUAAAUUGUUGAAAAUAUCGAGAUAUUUAAAUGUAAGAACAGUUUAAAUGAGGACAAUGGGCCUUAAGGAAUGAGUGUAAAAUUUCCCCUCUGAGAUAGAAGUGUACUUUCUGGAUUUGUUUUUCGUGGGAGGAAGUUCAUGGGUUGGAAUAUUUUAAUAUAAAUAGUUAUGUUGUUAAUAUGUUUUAAUUUACCUUCGGUCUCUGAAGACGAUAACUUUGUUAUCAAAACGCGCCAGACAGUGUAAUUUGUGAGUGUUGGUGUACUGGUAGUGUAAACAAUGUGUUCAGUAUGAAUAUAAUCAACAGUUCAAGAAAUAGUUCCAGGCAAAUAUAAUGAUAACUACUUUUGGAUUUUCAAGACGAGAAGUGGAAAAUAUUUUUUUAAAGGAAGAGAAUAUUUAAACUAAAUUAAAAAUUCCUUGGCGUAAAACAUUUAUUUUGAAAAAAUCAAAAAUAAUCCCUAAUUUUGUGUAUUAAUCAAACCACUUGAUAAAAGAUAUACCAAAACUACAUUCCAUUCAAUAAUUAUUAAAGAUAGACUUACAGUUACAUCUAUUAUUAAAGUUUUAUUAUUACUAUCGCUACACCCAGUCUUACUUCAACUUUAUUACCAAAUCUCUAAUUCAAAGCAAUAGCAGUGCAAACCAUGAAACAACUUUGUUAAUAACGAAAUGGAUAAAGCUCCCUUAAAAAUUCUAAUAAACAAAGCAGAAGUCAAUGGUAUAAUUUUUCUCAACUUUUUUAUAUUCCCACUAUUAUCACAGCAAGUUCAAUUUACAGAAAUUAUACAGAAUGCUCAAGAGAAAUUUAUUUUUAGGUUAUAGAAAAAUCCAUUCUAUUGCUUACAAUUUUUUUAUUCGAUUCUUUUAGUUAAAAAGCAAUAGACAGGAAUCAUUUUUUUUCGCAUAGUUCGAAAUUCGUUUAAUCAAAUUUACUUACUUCUUAUAAAGUAUGGACCCAAGCAAAUAUAUAUUAUAGUAUUUAGAAAUUACUCAAGUAAGUACUACAAGUUGAGUUAUUUUUACACUAUUCGACAUUGUAAUUUUUUAGGUGUUGGCAUAUAAUGAAUGUUCAAUUUAGAAUAAGUUUGAAUUAAUAACACUAAAAUAUGAUGUAAGAACUAGUUAUUACUUACAUUUCUCCCAGAAAUAACACCGUUUAAAAUGUUAUUUCUCAUACACAAGAGUAAUUACUACAUAUAUAUACACUAUGGAUAGGUAUUUAGAUUUUUUCAUUGACAAAUGAUAUAAUAAAUAUCAAAAUUGUAAAUUUGAUGUGAAAUCUAAGUUUUCCUACGACCACUUAUAAAAAUGAUGAUUGCACACUCAUUUUUACCUAAGAAAGUACACAGGUACUUAAAAUAACAAAACAUACAUGUAUUCAUAUGUUAUAUAUGGUCUCGAACGAUAGAGGGAAUACGCGAAUACAAUAUGAAUCUGGCUGGGUGCCGAAAGGCAAAAGGCUAAAUUUAAGAAGACUGAAGAACUAGACAAUAUGAUUUACAAAUUCACUUAGUAAUUGUUAUGAUGAACAACUUUACAUUCAACUUUUAUAACGUCUCAGAAAAAAAGUAAAAAACAAAAUCAUUAAGAAUUAUUUAGUUCUUGUUAGGUACCUAUCUAAUCUAUUUAGUAUAAAAAUUUAUUGUUCUAUGGGUUUUUUAGUUAUAAAAUAUUUCAUAAUCAUUCUUUCUGUGUUUGUCAUCUCUAUUAUAUAUUACAAAAUAAAAAAUAUUUUGUAGUAUAUUUUUCAACAUAUGUGUUGAAAUACUUUUCAACGCAUGCGUCAUAUUGUUUAAUUGACUUUCUUAUUUAAAAAAUACGUUUUUUUGAAGAAUUUUUUACGUGGUCGUAGGAAACAUAUUGUACAUAACUCAUUAGAGAGUGUAUUUCGCAUUCGUUACGUUUCAGCACUCGCUGCUUUCAAACAUACAAUGCAAACAAAAGCUUAUUUGUUUAAAAAUAAAACAAUUCCUUUUGUUCUGGAGAACCAUCUUCACGUCCCAAUAUUAAAAACUGAUAUUACAUCUGCUUUGCUUAUCUAAAAUUGCUUAUAAUAGUCUGUUUAUAAUAAAAAAAAUAAUGAAACCAAGUAAUUUGUUAAUGAAAGAUUCAGGUUUGGUAGAGAGCAUUAUAAAUUUUUUGUCUUAUUUCGAAAUUAUUCUAUUUUGGUUUCUGUACAAAAUGGCAGUGUUCGGGAAUACAAUAUAUUGUAGUUAAAAUGAUGUGGGAAAAAGUAAUAUAACUUGAAAUAAUCACACACAGUUAAAUUUAACUUUUCGUAUACUUGGUACCUAAAUUCAUUAUCAUUUUGUUUUAUUACUUUUUCCAUAUCUCUAUAAUAUUGACAACGUAUUGAAAUAAAAUAUUUUUUGUUCAAAAUAUUUGUCGUUUGAGAAUGUUGAAAUAGUUUUUUCAGUAAUAUGACAAAUUAUUUUCUAUGCAGACUAAAUGAUUCGAAACCUUAUCCUAAAAUUUUGCUCAAGAAGCAAAUGCAGUACUGCACUAUAAGCCAGAAGUAAUAAGUUUUUGCCUAAAAUCAAUUAAAAA
This is a messenger RNA of Diorhabda sublineata, 4774 nucleotides long. RefSeq names its product 39S ribosomal protein L14, mitochondrial (gene mRpL14). Gene Ontology annotation, biological process: translation. Gene Ontology annotation, molecular function: structural constituent of ribosome. Gene Ontology annotation, cellular component: mitochondrion; ribosome. The coding region runs from base 77 to 538 and encodes 153 amino acids. NCBI's taxonomy places the organism in Eukaryota, Metazoa, Arthropoda, Insecta, Coleoptera, Chrysomelidae. The transcript is spliced from 2 exons. The record is from RefSeq and is a predicted model, not a curated record.